Molecule: messenger RNA, 1562 nt
Organism: Zingiber officinale
Lineage: Eukaryota; Viridiplantae; Streptophyta; Magnoliopsida; Zingiberales; Zingiberaceae
Product: KH domain-containing protein At1g09660/At1g09670-like
Exons: 7
Coding region: 248-1135 (295 amino acids)
Biological process (GO): regulation of mRNA splicing, via spliceosome
Cellular component (GO): nucleus
Molecular function (GO): mRNA binding
Source: RefSeq, a predicted model, not a curated record
AUAGCUCAACUAAAAGGGAAUCCAAAGCUCUGAAGCCCUCUUUUUUAGGUCUCUCUCUUUCCUCUCUCUUCGGCCUCCGCCGCUGCCUCCGCCACCGCCGCCGCCAGCAUCAGCAGCGGGGACGAGAGGAGUAGCUGAUCUCCGCUACUUUUCCUUCUGUAUCUUCAUAAAGUUGAUAUCUUUUUAGCUCGCUUUUUCUUUGCUUCACGUUCUCGAUCAGUCAGUAGCGUAGGCGGCCAAAAAGGCUAUGGAUGAAAGGAUCCCACCUCCUGGCUACUUCCACUACUCCCCCUCUGGUGUCCACUCAUCCCCCUCGCCUCACCACCCUAUGAGGCCUUCCGCGGCCACCUCGGAUAGGGAAAGGUACUUAGCUGAACUACUGGCUGAGAGACAGAAAUUAGGACCAUUUUUGCAAGUAUUGCCAUUUUGUUACAGGCUUCUAAACCAAGAAAUUUUGAGGGCUUCUGCUUUUGUAUCUAACCCAUCAUUUACUGACCACGAGAGAAUUGAGCAUGCUUCCCCUCUAAGGUUGACUGGUCACCCACUCAAUGGUGGACCCAUGGAUUUGGAGGGAAGGUCUGGAAUGUACACGGAGGAAAAUGAAUACCUCCACAGAAUGGGGGUCCUCCGAGCAUCAAGUCCAGGCUGGGGUGGAACUCCUGGUCUUGCUAAAAGUCUUGUAAAGAAAGUUGUGAGACUAGAUGUUCCUGUUGACAAGUAUCCAAGUUACAACUUUGUUGGUCGUUUACUGGGACCACGUGGGAACUCCUUAAAAAGAGUUGAAGCUUCAACUCAAUGCAGGGUUUAUAUACGAGGUCGGGGUUCAGUGAAGGAUUCUAUAAUGGAAGAAAGCUUACGGGAUAAACCUGGAUAUGAACACUUAAAUGAACCACUGCACAUACUAUUGGAGGCAGAAUUUACGGCAGACAUAAUUGAUGCUCGCUUAAACCAAGCUGUUGCCACCCUUGAAGAUCUUCUGAAACCUGUGGACGAGUCAAUGGACUACUACAAGAAGCAACAGCUCAGGGAGUUGGCCAUACUCAACGGCACGUUGAGGGAAGAGAGCCCACAAAUGAGCCCAAGCGCAUCCCCGUUCAAUAGCACUGGCAUGAAACGUGCUAAAACAGGACGGUGAUACAAUAUUUUUGGUUUUCGAUUACUAAAGCCAUGUCUUAAUACCGUGCUCACAGAUUCUUAAUACGUACGGCUGCUACAUGAUGUCUAUGAGCAGGGUCCUGCACUCGUAUGAAAUAUCUCCGAUCAGUUCUUCAAGUUGGUCAUAUCCUUUGUUACACCGUUAAUUCAUAUUAUAGUUCCUUGAACUUCUCCAGAAAAUGACUAGUAAAUUUGUUUAUUUGCUUAUUCUUUAGAACUUCUCGCUUGAACUGAAGAAAACUCUGCUCCAGAUGUCUCACAAUAUCAGCUGUUGUGUUUAACGUAUCCUUGCUAUUGUAAUCACGUGUGUAGUGAAAAACAAUGACAUGCUUGAACUAUGUGAUGGUCUGUAAAUUGCCUUAUCUUUUUGUGCUUUCUACUCGUAAUAAUAAUUUAUUAUUUUUUAA